AUGCAAAGGAGCAGAAGUAAAUUGUGGAAGGAGUAUACUGCGCCCAAUGGACUAAAGUACUACUAUAACACCAAGACCCAGGAAACCACCUGGACUAAGCCCGAUACGGAGCAAAAGGACGAGACUGCAGACAAAGAGAUAGAAAUCAAACCGUUAGUUGCCUUUGAGUUAUUGGCUGGCUGGGCUCUUAUUAUAUUUUCAGAUGGUUCCAAGAAAUAUUACAACUGCAAUGAGAGCCAAUGGUCCAGGAAAAUAAGUCAUCCCGAGUGUCUCAAGCUAAUUGAUUUACUUAAUAAGGACAGGCUUUUGUUACUGAUUGGGAUUAUACGAGGCUACAGGUGUCGAACCAAUGCGAAAGAUCUGGUUAAUGAGAUUCGUGAAGACAUUGACUUCAUUCGGGAAGAUAUGAAUGCUGCCAAGACUUCGGAAGAUAUGAAGUCGGGUAGCACAGUGAACAAUUUAGAGAACACUAAGAAUGCCUUGUUAGGAUAUUAUUCAUCUGAUGAUGAGGAAGAACCUGCAAAGCGAGACGAACAAGCAGUGGUUGAAGAGCCUGAUGAAACGAAUACAUUAGAAGUACCGGAUAUCACCCAGGAACUCGGGCAAGACAUAAAGGAUAGCUACUUUGCUUUGUUUGCGAAACAUGAAUUAAACAAGUACUCUACAUGGCGCAUAGAAAGUGAGAAAGUAUCACAAGAUCCGGAGUUUUACAAAAUCAUAGAUGAUGCGGUGCGUGAGAAUAUAUUUGAAGAAUGGUGUAAUGCGGGAUCUGUUGAGUCUAAUGAAGAAAGCGGUGAUCCUGGUGAUGAUCAAUUUGAGCCCACUAAGUAUCACUACUUGUCACAGUUGGUUGCCAACUAUGAUCUCAAGCCGGAUACGAUACCAGAAGAUAUAAUCAAGGACAAGAAGUUGAUCAAGAAAUAUAGGAUCAAGGACUACACCACCAAGUCUGAACAAAGACAAUUCCUAAGCAAGAUGUUAGCUUGGUAUAAGCAUAUGAGUCUAGAGGACAGAAAGCAGAUGUUUCAAACAUAUAUAGAUCGCAUUCCAGUAGGAAAAUAUACGGAUAUAGAUAGCGAUGCCCAAGAGGACGUCGAGUCGCAACUGCUGGAGCUAGAGAAUCAGCUUGGGAUACCCACUUCAGAAAACGACCUGGAAUACUAUUGUAUUGAUCUGCGGUCCAAGCGUGACAUACUGCUAUCGACUAUCAGGAACCGUGUCAAUGGCAAAUAG
Nakaseomyces glabratus is the source of this 1233-nucleotide messenger RNA. It is a transcript of the gene URN1, whose product is annotated as Urn1p. Gene Ontology annotation, biological process: mRNA cis splicing, via spliceosome. Gene Ontology annotation, cellular component: U2-type prespliceosome; U1 snRNP. Gene Ontology annotation, molecular function: protein binding; RNA binding. Lineage: Eukaryota; Fungi; Ascomycota; Saccharomycetes; Saccharomycetales; Saccharomycetaceae. The record is from RefSeq and is a predicted model, not a curated record.